Messenger RNA from Sander lucioperca (pikeperch), 3140 nucleotides. It is a transcript of the gene dab2, whose product is annotated as DAB adaptor protein 2. The transcript is spliced from 15 exons. NCBI's taxonomy places the organism in Eukaryota, Metazoa, Chordata, Actinopteri, Perciformes, Percidae. Gene Ontology annotation, biological process: positive regulation of endocytosis; receptor-mediated endocytosis; negative regulation of canonical Wnt signaling pathway. The record is from RefSeq and is a predicted model, not a curated record. Gene Ontology annotation, cellular component: plasma membrane. The coding region runs from base 367 to 2790 and encodes 807 amino acids.
UCUUCCAGUUGAAAUCUGCAGUGAGUUAGGUCUGUCAGUCAGUAAAGGGUUAAAGUGGGAGUUUGCAGCAGUCUCUCCUUUCUGUCCACGACAGUUAGCGGAAAACAUCUGACUGCUGCUCGUUUUCAGAAGGCUGUGUUUGGUUUUACUCAUUUUGUGCCGGAGCCGCGGAGGCAUCACGGGAACAAAAAUCACUGUUUCGAAAGCAGGAUUUCAACAUCUUACUGCGCGCUUUCAAACAGGUAGGAAAGCAUGUGUGGGUGUUAAGAGUCAUCUGUUUGGUUGACCUCGCUGCCCCUGAACACGGAGCUGCCGCUUGCCUAACCCCCCGACUGUCCACUUGUCCAGUGAGACUCACUCCACAGCAUGUCUGCAGAGGUGGAGAACAGCGUGCCCGUCCCUCCCGAUCCCAGCAUCGCAUCCCCAUCUACAGCCUCGACCAACACCCCUCCCACCUCCCCUACAUCAGCCACAUCCAAGGUCCCUUUCAAGAAAGAGAAGAAGAAAGUCCCAGAGAAGACAGAUGAGUACCUGCUGGGCAGGUUUCAAGGGGAUGGCGUAAGGUACAAGGCCAAGCUGAUUGGCAUCGAUGAUGUUCCAGAGGCCAGAGGAGACAAGAUGUGUCAGGACUCCAUGAUGAAACUUAAGGGUAUGGCAGUAGCUGCUCGGACCCAAGGCAAACACAAACAGAGGAUCUGGAUCAACAUUUCCAUGUCGGGAAUCAAGAUCAUUGAUGAGAAAUCGGGAGUGAUUGAACAUGAGCAUGUGGUGAAUAAGAUCUCCUUCAUCGCCAGAGAUGUAACAGACAACAGGGCGUUUGGAUAUGUGUGCGGAGCAGAAGGGCAGCAUCAGUUCUUCGCCAUAAAGACUGCACAACAGGCAGAGCCCCUGGUCAUUGAUCUGAAAGACCUCUUCCAGGUCAUCUUCAACCUGAAGAAGAAAGAGGCAGAGGCCUCACAGAAGGGGGAAAGCAGCAGCACUGUAGUUGAGAAUGGAGGUGGUGCCUCGCUAGGUAUGGAUGGUGAAGUGAAAACUGCUCAACCAGUGGAGCAGCUUGACCUGUUUGGAGCCAUGUCGACCCCUCCAGACAUCCAGGCUCCAAAUGGAUCUAAUGAUAUUCUCUUGCUGGACUUUUCUGCUGAAGUUGACAGCAAUCAGAAUUGCAUAAAGGGAACCUCCUUUGUAACUUCCUGUGCCCCUGACCGUAGGGCAUCUCCCCAGACAGAGAAUCCUUUUUCCUCAACAUUUGGCUACUUUCCAACCCCAGACAGUGACCCUUUCAGAGACGACCCCCUUUCUAAAUCACCAACUUGGUCGGAACCCGAUAAUUCACAGAUCUCCCUCAGCACCACUAAUCACCUAAACAGCACUGCUGGCAACACUUGUAAGACAAUUAUUAACGGUGGUUUGAAUGGAGACUCUGAACACCUCAGUCAGCAGAUAAAUGACUUAUCCAGUAAGACCAUGAUCCUCGCUCUCAGUAACGGACAGUGGCCACUAGGGGGCAAAAUAACUCGGGGCAACCCAAUUACCAUGAUGGACGGGAAUGAAUCUGGAACAGUUCUCUCAACCAAAAACCCAUUUUUUGACUCCUCUUUGAAAACUACCCCUGUCUCUAAUGGCAUAACUCAUCACCCACAACCCCCAGUCACUCAUAGCAAGGAUUCAGUUGUCAUAAGCCCGCCUCCGCAGAGCUCUAAGUCUGGACGAGGUCGAAGGAGCGCAAAGUCCACAGCAAGUGACCUGUUUGGAGCAGAGCUAUUUGCUGCUCCUGGUCAUUCUGAAGGGUCACCUGCCUCAGGGGACCUUUUCAACAGUAUACCUGCCAACUCCACUUCCUCCUCCAUAGCUGCUCUGGGGAAUCUUCAGUUAGGUCCUCCAGCCAGCACAGGUAUCCCUGCUGCAGGCAUGUGGGGAGCCUCCGUUGCUGCACCUUCCAUGUUCCCCAUGCCAGGAGUGACCUCUCCCGCUCCUAGGCCCACCUACCCACAGCCAUCUGCCUUUGGUGGCCUACCCAUACCGCCCACAGCCUGGGGCCAGCAGGUCCCCUCUCACUACAGUUCCGCACCCUUAUCCCCACCCCACCUCAACUGGGUCCAGCCUCCACCAGCUGGUCCACUUGGUGCUCCAGGUUGGGGUCAGCCCGCCAUGACCAAUCCUUUCCAGACUGGCCAGUUCCCUGGAAUGGUUGACCAGCAAGGUCCGUCCCGCCCUCCUCCUAGGCCACCUGUUAAGGAGGCCCCUCCAAAGGUGGAGAACAGUGCCUUCACAGCUUUGGACCCUCUUGGAGAUAGAGAGAAGAAGACUGGAAAGGACAUGUUCAAGGACUUCCAGAUCGCCAAACCCCCUGCCAUCCCAGCGAGGAAAGGGGAGCUGGGGUCCAACUCUGCUCCAGCCCCCAACAGCAACGAAGCCGGGGCAUUUGAUCAGUACUUUUCCAGUAAAGUGGGCCUGGCUCAGGAUAAUGCAGAUCAUGAUGACUUUGAUAUCAAUCAAAUGUCAGCAGGUGUUAACGAUGUUACUAAACCAGCUCCUGCUCUAGCUGCAGCCCCAGCUCCAUGCUUUAACCCUGGCCUCCUCGAUGCCGCCUUCUCUUCUGUUCCCAUCGCAAACAAUUUGGCACCGGUCCAAAGACAAGGCCCCAAUCAGGACAUGUUUGAUAAAGCAUUUGGGGCUCCAGAUUCCAGUCUUUUUGGAGUGCCACCUGUAGCCAUGCAGACUGCUGCUGUUGGUCAGACUUCUGGUUCAGCCGCUGCUUUUGGGGAUCCUUUUGGAAAUCCUUUUGCUUGACCAUAACUUUGUCGAUAAUUGAAAUGGAGCAAAUGGAGAUCUUCACAUCAAAUAACAUCUUUGGGACAAGCUGCUACAACGUGCGCAAGACAAUCCAAAUGAUGAAAUGAUGAACUUUUCUAACUCUUGUCCCAGACCCACCCUUCUUACACCUCCACCUCUGAUGCUGUUUUUUUCUAUCCAAUCAGUAGUUCCCUUAUUUCUAAAGACCACUGAUCUAAGAAGUAAAUGUUAUGUCCUGAUCUGCUGAAGGAAGAAAUGUGAUGUGUGAGAGAAGGCAUGUCCAAAGAGGUUCACUAUUGAUACUGUCUGUGUUAAAGAAAUAAAGUAAUUCAGUCAUAACGCUGCAA